Messenger RNA from Spirodela intermedia, 4134 nucleotides. NCBI's taxonomy places the organism in Eukaryota, Viridiplantae, Streptophyta, Magnoliopsida, Alismatales, Araceae. The record is from the annotation of a GenBank genome assembly.
AUGCAGCACGACGACGUGAUAUGGCAGGUCAUCAGGCACAACCACUGCAGUUUCAUGUCCAAGUAAGCCCGACUUUUCUCAUCUGGUUUUUAAUCCAAUCUGCGUCCGAUGAUACGAAGAGGAAAGUGCUAAUUAUGGUGCAUUGCUUUCGAUGCCGGCAGAAUCGUCACUGGAAAUUUCUGUCGAAAUCCGUAUAACGUUACGGGAAUAUGCAACCGGAGCUCUUGUCCUCUUGCCAAUAGUCGGUACGCCACCAUACGAGAUCACGAAGGUUUUGAGCUCCAUCCGAUAUCAUCACUCCUUUAGGUUCAUUCUCUUUCUUGUACUAGGGUCAGUAUCUUCGCGACUUUGAUCAUUGAUUUGUUUAUUUCAUGGGUAAUCGAUGAUGUACUGGUUUAUCUUUGUGGGGUUACUUUGUGGUUGGCUCAUAUUAAACAUUAUCAAUUGAGACUCGUCAUUGAUUUUUGGGAACUAGAGCGGUGCUUUGCAACGAUUCUUUUGAAAACUCAACGGCUCGCCUCCUGUUCCCUCCCCAUUUUUUCACAAAUUCCAUUUGUAAAUGGCUUCAUGUUUUCACAUACAAGCAACCUCGAACUGUUCCAUCGAGAGAAGCCGAAGGGGGAUGAUUACGUUUAUGGGUAGAUACUACAUAAUUUGGGGGUUUUAAAAGCUAAAACAAGGAAACAAAAUACGCCUCACUCAUUGGGGAAGAAGCUCAUAAAGGCAGCUUAUUCAGUAGAAAAGAUAUGCGAAGAUAGGCAUCGGAAAAAUCUUUUGAAAAUCUGUUCUCCGAGCUUAUUUUUGGAAGAUCUUAGGUGCCCUUUCCCUCAUUUAACCAAGAAACUCACAAAUUUGUUCAUAAUGUGUCGUAUUAUUUCUUUCAGCUUGUUCCACGAUUGGGUAGCCUGUGAGCAUCCUUCCAAUUAUGUUUUAAUUCACUUUUUCUAAAGGGAAUGCUUAAAUUAAAACGUUUUCCCCAGUGGACUAGAGAUAUGUCCUUGUUAGCUUUUAGUAAAUACUGAUCCUUAACCUUUUGGCCUCGACACUCAUAAAUCCGGUUUCUGUCUUUUGUUUUAUGUGCAGGGGUUUUUUAUUUGUACAUGAAAACUAUUGAAAGGGCCCAUAAGCCAAAUGAUUUGUGGGAAAGGAUUAAACUUCCGAGAAACUAUGAGAAGGCUCUGGAACUUAUUGAUAAACAUCUGGUAUUCAUCUUUUAGUCUUUUAGAAUAUUUGAUGUGUGGUUGAAGGAAUGUCUAGAUUGACAUAUCUCUUAUUGAACAGCAAUAUUGGCCUAAAUUUCUUGUUCACAAGAACAAGCAACGUCUCACAAAAAUGACCCAGUAUCGCAUUCGCAUGAGGAAGCUGGUUCUGAAAGUGAGGUGUGUUCUCUUUUUCAUCUGGUGGUGACAUUGGUGUUUUCCCCCAAUUUCAAUAUGAUACAUCCUCUGAUGGGAUUAUGAUUUCAUUGUUCAUGAGAGACUUUUAUUGGGAUUUGAGAAACUAUUGUUUACUGCCUGUAAAGUAAGACGGUUAAGAAAACAUUUUAUUGUUUCUGUGAUACACAUUGAUAAGAAAAAUUGUGAUUGCGCUCGUGCUUUAACACAUCAUGAGGGCUAUAAUAGUAUUCACAUCGUUAAAUAUCACACUGUGACGCGCUUAUAAAAUAAUGUUAUCUGAUGCUGAAAUCAUUCUGUUUCUGUUGCAUCAGUUUUUUCUUGGAAUCUUAAUGCUUUGCCACCAUCUCAGUUUCCCAGGCAGCCCGUGGUUGGUGCCUGAUUCCCUGACUAUCCAGGCUAGCCUUUAUUUGUGAUGUUCUUCUAGGCAGCCUGGAAUAUCUGGUUCUCAUGUCACUUAAGUGUCGUCCUGUAAGUCAAGAUUGCAUUGUUUUGUCAUAAUUGACUGAGUAGGAUUUGUUUGCUGUUUAUACCUUAUGUAGAGGAUAUUGUAAGCUAUCUACCCUGGAAAGAUACGGUAGAUGACUUCUGCUCCAAAUAACACACAAAAUUUCACACCUAGCCGCAACAUGAAAACUACUGAGAGAGUACAAUUUUAAAAAUGCGUCAUUAUACAAAUCAAUUAUUGUCUUUUAUCACAGUAGAUAGAAGUAGGGCAAGAGAAAAUCAGAGAAAAUUAAGCGAAGGGAAUUUCAAACUUCUUAAAGAGAAUCAGAGACCAAACAUAAGCUGAAAAUUAAAUGACGCAGCAUUUUUUAAAAAGUAGCAAAAAAUAAAAGAGAGUUGCAAAUAUGAUCAACUGAAUAAUCUUUGAUAGUGACUAUUUGAGCAAGGUAAAGAAUAAGGAAAAAACUUUUUUUUUUUUCUAGCUAUUAAGCUCUUGUUUCACACCCCAUAGGUGGGAAUGAGACUGCUGAUGUAAACAAAGUCAUCCUGGGUUGCUAGUUAGGUACCAAUCCAAUGUGUCCAGUAUCAUGUUUAAUGGGGACAUCUUUUGUUAGCAACUGUUGGGCAUUCUGAAAAUAGGUUCUUUUCUGCAAUAUUCUUGCACCAUAUAGUCUGCUGAUCGUUUUCUCUCUUGUUUCGAGUGCAAUUAAAAAAUAAAUCCCAUUAAAAAAAAAGGCCUUGUGAGUCCUAUUUGAAGUAGAUUUAAGACGUAGGCUUGGACACCCUACCCAUGUUUUAUUUCUAGUAUUGUCCAAAAUGCAUGCGUACUCUUAUUUAGACAUCUAGUAUAUGAAGAGUUGAGGAGAUGUUGAUGUCAGACACUCUCUAGAAUAGUUAUUUCCCUUGUGCUUGCCUCAAGCCAUAUCUACGUUACUCUUGAAAAUAAUAUUUUCUAAUUAGAAUUAUUUUUUGUAUUCAUUAUAUGCAUCGUUUUAUUCCAGGGAGAAGAUUGUGACGAUGCCAAGAAAGCAGCAAAAAAGAGAAGCCAGAAGGGAAGAGAAAGCCGAGAAGGCUGCAGUCUUGGAGAAGGUCAAUAUCUCCCAUUAACCCUUUAAAUUUGUGGUUCUUUCCUCUAUGCGCAUGCUGAUACCCGUUGAGUUUCAGAGCAUUGAGAAAGAGCUGCUGGAACGCCUCAAAAAGGGCGUGUAUGGGGACAUAUACAACUACCCUGUUGAAGCAUAUGAUAAUAUUCUCAAUAUGGAAGAAAUGAAGGUUGCCGAUGUAGAAGAAGAGGAGGAAGAAGAAGUACGCUGAUAAACCCGCUAAACCCCUCCUCCAUCGCCUCUCAUUUCCUCUUCCUUUCCCUUUUUGGCCAAAUAUAUGCCUCACGGAAUUCCCUAAUAAUCAUGUGAACAGGAACCUGAGAUAGAAUAUGUUGAGGGCUAUGACGACCCUGAGGAGGAAGAGGACAUGGAAGACUUUGGUGGCUUCCUCCAAGGCGGUUCUUUUGACGAUGAGGAGUCUGGUAAGCCGAUUUCUUUCCUUCAUCACCUUCUGGUCACUGAAAACAUUAACGAAACAAAAAACGUUAAUGAAAGCAAGCUUCACAAGUGUAUACAUAUAGUUACAUUCAUGUACUAGUCACUUGCCCAUUUUUAGUUUCUGCUGUGGGUUAUGCUUUCUACCAUUGGUACUGUAUGACUGUGAAUGAUCUUGGUAGAAGAUAGAAUUUAUGAUGCAUCAUUGUUAAAGAUAUAAAUCUUCAUAUGCAGAUGAAAUCAGCGAUGAUGAGGAUGAUACAGGUAGAAUGGAUAAGACGAGCUUAAAAAGAAAGCACAAGGAUAAGCUCAGAGGGGACACCCCACAUUCAAGAUCGGGGAGACGGGGGCGGGUGGUCAUCGAGGUAAUCAUUUAUUUUUGGUUCUUGCAUUAUUUAUCUUUUGUUUCGUGUAAUGGAGAUGAUAACGCCCAUAUGCUUGUCUACCAUUUUUUUGUUGAAUAUAUUAGUUAGAUAUAAAUGAAAGAAAUCAGAUUCGUAACCCGAGGAUGCCCUGUAAAUUGGCUACGGGGUGGACAUCGUGAGCCCCGACUGUGUGUAAGUUAGUGAGUGAGUGAGUGAGUGAGUGAGUGUGUGUGUGUGUGUGUGUAUGUGUGUGAGAGAGAGAGACAGAGAAAGGAGGGUGCCGCCAUCAGUGGGUUUAAUUCUCACGACGGCUAAUUCUUUCUUUUUCUUCCAUUUGGCCAGGUCGAGCACGACGAGGGCGCGGGCGAGAGGAAAAAAGCUCGCCACUGA